AAAACGUGUGAGAUUGUGUUGCUUAGUUUAGACUUCAAACGUAUAAUGAUUUACAAUAUACCACCAGGAAGAGUACAUUUACACUUAAACAGAUAACCAUUCACUAACUGUGAGUCUGUGUUGAAGGCUGUGCAUCAAUUUCAAGAAUGGAUCACUAUGCGCUGCUGCUUCUGGUUACGUUGUUUCCACUUGUCUGCUCCAGGUGGACUGGUGAAUAUGACCACUUCACAUUCGCCCAGUCCUGGCCACCUGGUGUGUGCGCUGAUGCCCCGAGAGAACACCACACAUGUCAUGUGGACAAACAAGUGACCACCUGGACAAUCCAUGGACUCUGGCCCACACAAGGCUCAGAGAUUGGCCCCCAUGACUGCAACUCUUCCAUGAAAUUUGACUUCAGCAAAAUAGCUAGUCUUCAGAAGGACCUCUUGACCUUCUGGCCAAACCUCUACAAUGAUACAGAGUUGGAAAGCUUCUGGUCCCAUGAGUGGACCAAACACGGAACAUGUGCUCAGGAUCUGCCCGAAACUACUGGAGAGUUGAACUACUUCAGCAAGGGGCUGGAAAUGAACCAGAAAUACGACAUGCUCAAAAUGCUUAGUGAUGGAGGUGUGACCCCAAGCCCUACUGCACAGUACAGUUACAAACAGUUCAUGGCAGCAGUGAAGCAGUCUACUGGCUUUGAUCCUAAUAUAGAAUGCUCCUACAUCAAAUUGGACAAUGGUACUGAUUUUCACUUAGUUAGUGAAAUAGAGAUCUGCCUGAGUAAGACCGAUUUCACGCCAGUUGCCUGUCCAGGCUCAGAAAACUCUAGUAAGGGAGGAAACCAGUCUGGCUCAUACAAGACCAUCAAGUCUCAGUCGAACUGCCCGCAGCAUUACAACUUCAAUUACCCACCCAUACAGUAUGUUCUCAACAGAAAGACUGGCAUGUUUGAACUACCUGAUGACUUGAUCGGCCGAUAAGCAGGGUUGUGAGUUGAUGGAGGUGACCAUGAUAGCCAGUUUAGGGAGACCUGAGUAGCUUAAUCAUAUGUUCCCGUUACCAGAAGCCAAAUAAGACAGUUGCUUCUCAAAUCUUUAAGAAUUGGCUACUGAAUUUUUGUGAAUUAUUUAAAAAAUAAAAUCAGAUGUUCACACCAUCUGAGGUAGCAAUCUAAACUACAAGUAUUUUGGCUACAAAGUAAUAUUUCUAAGCCCCAACCAAGAAUUCAGAUAUUGCAUUAAGGUACCUACAGAACCUCGAAAUAACCGUACUGGUGUUUUUAUUUGGAAUUUCAUAAUCAUAAGUGGUUUCUGUGUUCACAAUUAUCACCUGUGAGUUUAAGAAAAAAAUUACAGCACUCAACCUUGUCUUGUUUAACAUUUUUGUACUUUUUAACUGUGAUAUAUGGAGGAAAUAAAAAAAUUACAACAUGCUUUCGUAAAAAAUUCCCAUACCUUGAUGUUGCUAACAGUAAACCUGUACCUUAUUAUUCCAUGACUUUACUGUACUCUAGUAAUAGUACAAUUUAAAUUUUCUUGUGAUCAUUUAUUGUUUGUACAGUGCCAUAUCUGUAAAAUUUCAGUAUCUUGCAAGAAAAUGUAUAUCAUUUUUUCGUUGUUUUCUUGUUAUUGUUGGACAUUCUGAAAAUUCUAAAUAUUGCUAAUUUUUUUAUAAAUAUAUGAUUCUUUAAAAUAAAUCUUGUUCAAAGAA
Messenger RNA from Dreissena polymorpha, 1692 nucleotides. Its product is annotated as ribonuclease Oy-like. Bases 147 to 962 code for a protein of 271 amino acids. Gene Ontology annotation, cellular component: extracellular region. Lineage: Eukaryota; Metazoa; Mollusca; Bivalvia; Myida; Dreissenidae. Gene Ontology annotation, molecular function: RNA binding; ribonuclease T2 activity. Gene Ontology annotation, biological process: RNA catabolic process. The transcript has 10 exons. The record is from RefSeq and is a predicted model, not a curated record.